ACUGUGUCUCGGUCUGCUCCCACUUCCAGGGCUUGGUAGCCACACAACCUAGAAGUUGGACUUUCGCUGAGCUGGGUGAGAGAGUGUGAAGCGGGCAGAGCAGGCUGCGGUGCAAUGGAGCUAUAGCGACGACGUGCAGAGAGAGAGCGAGAGAGAGAGAGAGAGAGAGAGAGAGGAGGUGUCUGACGAGUGAUGAUGUGAUUUGUGGAGUGAGAGAGAGGACCUGAGGGAGUGGGUUGGUGUCGAGAUUAGAUCUUGGAAGUAGUGAGGGGAAGGCAGCGAUGGGUGGGAACGGAGGUGGCGACGUGAAGAUGCAGGAUGAGUUGCUGCGGAAGUCGUAUACUGCUAGCGAGAUUCGCCACCUCAAGUCUCAAUUCGACUUGAUCAACACUGGAAAGACAGGAAUUCUUACUGUAAGUGAGCUGGAAGCAGGGAUGAAAGUCUUAAAGGUGCAUCAGUCAGCGACAUUAAAAGAGGUCCAAAAUAUUGUCAGCAAGUAUGAUACAAAGAAACAAAUGGGACUUGACUUUGAAGAUUUUUUACGAAUGCAGAUGGAGUUGCGCAAAGGAGGAAGAGGUUUCAGGCAGAGUCCAGCUAAAGGAGACUCUUCUUUUUUGACAAGUACAGCCACCACGUUGGUCCAUACCAUCAGUGAUUCUGAGAAGAAGGCAUAUGUAGACCAUAUUAACAUGUAUUUAGAAAAUGAUCCUGUUCUUCAACCAGUUUUACCUAUUGACCCAUCAACGAAUCAAUUGUUUGAAAUUAUCAAGGAUGGUGUUCUUCUUUGUAAAUUGAUCAAUGUGGCAGUUGCUGGUACUAUCGACGAGAGAGCGAUUAAUAUGAAAGAGAAGUUGAACCCAUGGGAACGAAUAGAGAAUCACACACUUUGCCUCAAUUCCGCUAAAGCCAUUGGAUGCUCUGUAGUCAACAUUGGCACUCAGGACUUAGGCGACGGAAGGCCUCACUUGGUACUUGGUCUCAUCAGUCAGAUUGUGAAGAUACAACUUCUAGCAACAGUAAAUCUGAAGCAUACUCCGGAGCUUGCGGAAUUGCUCGAUGAAACUGAGGAAUUUGAGGAGCUGUGGAGUAUGCCAGCUGAGAAAAUCUUGCUUCGGUGGAUGAAUUUUCAUUUGAGGAAAGCGGGCUACAAGAAGAUCGUGUCGAAUUUCACUUCUGAUGUUAAGGAUGCAACAGCCUACACACUCCUUUUGAAUCAGCUUGCUCCAGAGUCUUGUUCAUUAGAUCCUCUGCAUGUUGAAGAUGUUUAUGAGCGAGCAAAGGCAGUCCUUGCACAAGCUGAGCGCAUUAAUUGCCGCAAGUACAUCACUGCGAAGGACUUGGUGGAUGGCUCAGCCAAUCUCAACCUUGCUUUCGUGGCGCAUCUGUUCCACACUAAGAAUGGGUUGACACAAGAUGCUUCAAAAUAUGACUAUGCUGAGCUCCUUCAAGAUGAUGAGUACAAAGAAGCAUCAAGAGAGGAGCGCAUGUAUAGGACGUGGAUUAAUAGUCAGGGCACUGAUACUUUUGUCAGCUCCCUUUUUGAGGAUGUUCGAGAUGGGUGGGUAUUGCUGGAGACUUUGGACAAGGUUGCACCCGGUUCAGUUAAUUGGAAGAGCGCCACCAAACCACCAAUAAAAUGGCCUUUCAAAAAAGUAGAGAAUUGCAACCAAGUGGUUGACAUCGGCAAAAGGCUGAAAUUUUCACUUGUUAAUAUCUCAGGAUUGGAUAUUGUUCAAGGCCAGAAGAAACUCAUUUUAGCAUACCUUUGGCAGUUGAUGCGAUUCAGUAUGUUGCAACUGCUGAAGGAUCUGAAACUGCAUGGAAGAGAAGUAUCCGACGCAGAUAUAAUUCAUUGGGCCAACAUUAAAGUUAGAAAUGUUGGAAAAACCUCUCGACUGGAGAGCUUCAAGGACAAAACUUUGUCGACAGGUCUUUUCUUUCUGGAUCUUCUGGGUGCAGUGGAGCCGCGUGUAGUGAAUUGGACACUUGUGACCAAGGGAAUGACUGAUGACGACAAGCGAGUCAAUGCUACUUACAUCAUCAGUAUUGCACGAAAACUGGGAUGCUCGGUCUUCCUUUUGUGGGAUGAUAUAGUUGAGGUUCGGCCGAAAAUGAUUUUGACGCUGACAGCAAGCAUCAUGUUGUGGAGUUUGGCAAAUAAAGUUACAAAGGCGUCAGAGACCAGUGCUUCUUUAGGCAAAUGGACAGCAGCGGUCGCGAAGAUCGACGCCACCAAGAAGUUGGGGGGUACAUUGCGAACUUCCGUCUAGAUAGGUAUUUCUUUUAAAUGGUUCAUAGGUAGGAGAAGGUCAAUUUACUGAUAUUGGGGAGCAUUUCAUGGGGUGGACACCGCUUGUAUUUAUUGAUGUUCGCCUCUAGAUGUGCUGGGCGUCUCUAGAAGUCCCCCGGUUCUUCCCUUUAAAUUGUAAUGAGUUGGAUAUUCAUCGACUCUUAUUGCUGCCUAGUGCAUCAAGCUGCACAUACGCCCACUCCUCUUGGUGUAAUAUAGCGUGUAACUCUAGUUUAUCACGAAUAUGGACUACCUCAUACAGACAUUUGGGUCUGCCAGUAUUUUCACACUAGCAGACGAACUUUUUUCUUUUCUCACCACAAUGCUUCAAGAAAUGCAACUUUUCCCAAUUUUUGGGAUGGUGGGGGUUGGCAGGAUUUGGCCUGUCCUGUCCAUUA
Molecule: messenger RNA, 2688 nt
Organism: Physcomitrium patens
Lineage: Eukaryota; Viridiplantae; Streptophyta; Bryopsida; Funariales; Funariaceae
Product: fimbrin-1
Biological process (GO): actin filament bundle assembly; actin filament network formation
Cellular component (GO): cytoplasm; actin filament; actin filament bundle
Molecular function (GO): actin filament binding; calcium ion binding
Source: RefSeq, a predicted model, not a curated record